AUGUCGCUAGAAACCCUGAAGAGAUUGCCUUUGUAUCUCCGGCAGCUACUUCGAAUAUACGAGAAAGGUACUACUCGGCUUUCUGUCAAUAAAGAUUCCAAUGUAAAGGGUUUCCUCCGUAAGACGUCAGAUGAGUAUGGGAAUUUCCAGGCAUACAAGUUAAUACGAGAAAAUGAGUUCAACCACAGAGACUUUCCACCAGCGGUGGCUAAAAGUUUAGAACCCCUUUUCAACACCCGAUUGCAACUUACAGACCUUGAGAAAUUGAGCACCAGAGAUCUUUUCAGAAAAGACGUUUUUUCUACAAUUACAGAUGAAGAUGAUUCUAUUCAUUCCAGUUAUUCCAGAACGACAACAUCCACCACCGAUUUCCAAGCUAAGAUCAUAACGACUUUGGCAGCACAAGUUUCACCUUUUCUUUCCGUGCCGAAACAACUGUCCAUCGAGAAGUCGUUCAAAUGGUUUGUGAAACUUCUACAGUCUACGCCAGUGUUUCUCAUAUUAAAACAGAGAAGCAGACUUUUCUCUGAGGGAUCGCUCAACCAGUACGAUAUGCCGUUCAAUUCCUUAAAGACUAAGGUCACUGAGAUUUCAAACAGAAAAGCAGAAGAAGUAGCAAGCAGAGAAGUGGAAUCGCAGAAUUCUUCAGAGAUAUAUAGAAACUACCACCUCACGGAUCUUCUGAGAAUAGACUUGUUCAAUCUUGCCAUCAAGUCGCAAACAGAUUUUGACAAUCAUCCCAUCAGCCAGUUUGAAGACAUCUUGAAUGGACUUCGAUGGAAGGAAGUUAACCAAAGAAAGGACAAACUAUGCGAUCUUUUAACUGAAUCACAAAACGUUCAGCUCGUGGACAAGACGUUUUCUAAUGUAGAGUUGCGGAAUUUCAAACACUUCAUAGAAACCAAAAAUAUCUGGAAAACACUCGCGACAUCGAAAGAAUCCGACGUAAGGAGCUUGUUACCGUUUGAUUUAACUUACAACAACUACUACCUACUUUGUAUUGAAAACCUGGUGUUGGAUAGCGACCACAGCCAAGUGUUAGAAGCUGUUUCGAAGUCUGAUUUUGAGGUAAUAGCAGCAAGAAUAUCGCUCCAGAACUCUGACAUAAUUAACUUCUUCACUGAUCUCAUCCAGCAAUCUAGUGACACACAUUCGAGAAAAUUGAACUACGAAGAGUUGUUGCAGAUCGCACACGCCAACAGAGAGCCACAUGUCUCUGGUAUUAACGACCUUAUGAAACAUCUAGCAGAGAUGAAUCUUGUCACUGUUGAGGAAGGAUGUGACAAGAAUUGUAUAUACUUUCUUCCUGGGAAUAGACCUUGA
This is a messenger RNA of Scheffersomyces stipitis CBS 6054, 1323 nucleotides long. RefSeq lists its product as uncharacterized. The coding region runs from base 1 to 1323 and encodes 440 amino acids. Lineage: Eukaryota; Fungi; Ascomycota; Pichiomycetes; Serinales; Debaryomycetaceae. The record is from RefSeq and is a predicted model, not a curated record. The transcript has a single exon.